This is a messenger RNA of Dothidotthia symphoricarpi CBS 119687, 576 nucleotides long. RefSeq lists its product as uncharacterized. The coding region runs from base 1 to 576 and encodes 191 amino acids. The record is from RefSeq and is a predicted model, not a curated record. NCBI's taxonomy places the organism in Eukaryota, Fungi, Ascomycota, Dothideomycetes, Pleosporales, Dothidotthiaceae. The transcript has 3 exons.
AUGCAGCAAGAAGUACCAGGUCAACAAACCGGGGUAACAGUGGAUUUCGAUAGAUACCCGAACGCUCAACAGCUUCUCAAGCGCUGUCAAGACUUCUUCGCCGAGGUUGAGAACUUGACUCCUGGUCGAGAUCUUGAAGUGUAUCUCAACGAAAACUACGGUCCAGGCAACGGAGUUUAUGAGGACUUGUGCUCAUUGACACGGAAAGGGGUUGAAGAAGGAUGGGCAGCAGACGUCGAAAUCAGCGGGCCUAACUAUCGACGUUCAAAGCUUGCUGUUCCCAGUGAAGCCACACGUUUCUUUAGCAUAACGACAGUCUACUUCAACUCGCAAGAAGAGUUCUCUGGGCAACACCACUCACACCCGUACGGUGAGAUCAACUGUGUUGUGCAGAUUGAUCCAACGGCGGAGCUGAAGGGGAUGCAAGGCUGGAAGACUGCGUGGACAUCGCCCGGUCCAGGCACGCAUCAUUACCCCCAAUCUCGUGGAGGGGCCGUGGUUGCGCUGUUUUUCCUGCCCGCAGGUCGGAUUAGCUAUUCUGCAAACCCUGACGACCCUCAACCAGCUAGCCUGUGA